This is a messenger RNA of Nelumbo nucifera (sacred lotus), 1708 nucleotides long. RefSeq names its product chalcone--flavanone isomerase 2-like. Gene Ontology annotation, molecular function: chalcone isomerase activity. Gene Ontology annotation, biological process: flavonoid biosynthetic process. Lineage: Eukaryota; Viridiplantae; Streptophyta; Magnoliopsida; Proteales; Nelumbonaceae. The record is from RefSeq and is a predicted model, not a curated record.
AAGUCGAGAUUGCAUCAGUAGUUGAUUCCGGUCGAGAGUGAAGUAUCGUCCUCCGGUGGGAGCUGUUCCUUCCAUCCAUAUAUAAAGUCGAGAUUGUAUCAGUAGUUCAUUCCGGCCGAGAGUGAAAUAUCGUCCUCCGGUGGGAGCUGUGACUUAGAGAGAGAGAGAGAGAUGUCUCCAGCACCAUUUGUCUCAGGGUUGCAGGUCGAAAGCUUCAGUUUCCCUCCAACCGUAAAGCCACCCGGUUCAACCAAGACCCUAUUCCUCGGUGGUGCAGGUGCGAGGGGUUUAGAGAUACAAGGGCAGUUCAUCAAGUUUACGGCCAUCGGAAUCUACCUGGAAGACAUAGCUAUUCCGUCUCUCGCCGUUAAGUGGAAGGGCAAGACUGCCUCGGAAUUGACAGAUUCUAUUGACUUCUUCAGGGAUGUUGUCUCCGGUCCCUUUGAUAAAUUCAUACGGGUGACGAUGAUAAAGCCAUUGACGGGUCAUCAGUACUCCGAGAAGGUGACUGAGAAUUGCGUAGCAUAUUGGAAAUCUGUGGGAAUGUACACUGACGCAGAGUCCAAUGCAGUGGAGAAGUUCAUCGAGGUCUUCAAAGACGAAACCUUUCCACCUGGAGCUUCCAUUCUAUUCACACAAUCACCCUUCGGAAGCUUGACGAUCGGUUUCUCCAAAGAUGAGUCCAUACCUGAAGAAGGGAAUGCAGUAAUAGAGAACAAACCGUUGUCCGAAGCAGUGUUGGAAUCGAUCAUUGGCAAACAUGGUGUUUCACCUGAGGCGAAGCAGAGUUUGGCUGAGCGGGUUUCUGAUUUAUUGAAGGAUGUCGGCGCCGAGAAGGUCGAUGGGGACACAAACCUGGUGAAUAAAUUCAUCGUAGAGAAAGUUGAGGUUGAGAGCUUCAGCUUCCCUCCCUCCGUGAAACCACCCGGUUCAACCAAGACCCUAUUCCUCGGUGGUGCAGGUUCGAGGGGUUUGGAAAUACAGGGUCAGUUCAUCAAGUUCACGGCCAUUGGGGUGUACUUGGAAGACAGCACUGUUCCAUCACUGGCUGUUAAGUGGAAGGGAAAGACUGCUGAUGAAUUGACGGAUUCUGUUGAAUUCUUCAGGGACAUAAUUACAGGGCCCUUUGAGAAAUUCAUACAGGUAACGAUGAUCAAGCCACUGACGGGUCAACAAUACUCCGAGAAGGUGACUGAGAAUUGCGUGGCAUAUUGGAAAUCUGUGGGAAUUUACACAGAAUCAGAGGCCAAGGCAGUGGAGAAGUUCAUUGAGGUCUUUGAGGAUGAAACCUUUCCUCCUGGUGCUUCCAUCCUAUUCACGCAAACACCCCAUGGAUCCUUGACGAUUGGAUUUUCCAAAGAUGGGUCCAUACCUGAAGUAGGGAAUGCGGUGAUAGAGAAUAGACCGCUUUCUGAAGCAGUGUUAGAGUCUAUCAUUGGCAAACAUGGUGUCUCUCCUGAGGCCAAGCGGAAUUUGGCUGAGCGGGUAUCUAAAUUAUUGGAGAAAUUUUGAUGCAGAGGAACUUGAGCUAAAAUGGAAUAGACAAAUGCAGAGAGAGAGAGAGAGAGAACUAUGAUUGUAUGCCAAUAAUUUCUUAUUUAAAACUAAAAUAACCCGGUUUGGUUGUCAGGUGGGAGGCCAACUAUGUGGCUCAUGCAAUUACUGUCAAGAAUGUCAAGUAUCACUAUAUUGUGUGGUUUUCACUGGA